CCUGCAUCACAGGAUGUAAAGCUGUUACGUCAGGCUCGUGCAUCUGUUUUCACUCAUAUAUCAACUUAAGUCCAAGUGGAAGAAGAACCAGCUGCAUUUCAGCACUGUUCAAUAGAAAAUGCCUUUAGCACCAGCGCUGAGUUGUCCGACAGUCCCACUUGCCAAUGGUCUGAAGAUUCCCAUACUCGGAUUAGGCACAUCUCAUUCUGGUGGAUACUGUCAUGAUGCAGUUGUGUAUGCACUCACUGAGUGUGGCAUCCGCCAUAUUGACACAGCAAAGCGUUACGGCUGUGAGGAGAAACUGGCCAAAGAUAUUAGAGAAAGCGGGAUACCGCGGAGUGAUCUGUGGCUUACUAAUAAGCUCUGGCCCCUGGACUAUGGGUACAACGCUGCAAAGAAAGCCUACCUGGAUUCCUGCACACGAGUAGGAGUGGAAUACUUCGAUCUGUACCUAAUGCACUGGCCAGGGGCACUCCAACCUGGUUGCUCCAACAGGGAGAUGAGAGCUGAAACCUGGAGAGCUUUGGAAGAACUUUAUAAAGAAGGGGUGUGCCGAGCGAUUGGAGUGAGCAACUUUCUGAUCCACCACUUGGAACAGUUAAAGGAGGACUGUAGUGUGGUUCCACAUGUUAACCAGGUUGAGUAUCAUCCAUUCCAGCAGCCCACUGACCUGAUAGAGUACUGCCGCAAGGAGGGCAUUGUAUUUGAAGGGUACAGUCCUCUGGCCAAAGGUGAAGUCCUGAACGACCCCACUGUGCUCCAGAUCGCACAAAAGUACAAGCGCACACCUGCUCAGAUCUGCAUUCGCUGGAGUAUUCAGAAUGGAAUCAUUACGAUACCAAAAUCCACCAAAAAGACAAGAGUCCAAGAAAACUGUCAAGUUUUUGGGUUUCAGCUGGAAGAGGCAGACAUGGCAGCUUUGGGAAGGUUACAUGAUGGAAGACAUGUGACUUGGGAUCCAGCAGAUGUAGAAUGACAUAAAGCUGUAACUGUCCCAUUACUCAAUUCAACAUUUUUCGUAAAAAUGUUCAUAUUAUUGUGUUAAGUACAAAUUGGUCAAUCUAUAAUUGACAGACUUUUUGAGUUGCCUUUAUAGGGUAACAUAGUUAAUACAGGGUGGGGAAGCAAAAUUUACAAUGAACAUUUAGUUGUUUUUUCUCAGCAGGCACUACGUCAAUUGUUUUGAAACCAAACAUAUAUUGAUGUCAUAAUCAUACCUAACACUA
This is a messenger RNA of Sphaeramia orbicularis (orbiculate cardinalfish), 1226 nucleotides long. RefSeq lists its product as uncharacterized. NCBI's taxonomy places the organism in Eukaryota, Metazoa, Chordata, Actinopteri, Kurtiformes, Apogonidae. The record is from RefSeq and is a predicted model, not a curated record. The coding region runs from base 119 to 976 and encodes 285 amino acids. The transcript is spliced from 9 exons.